AUGGUUUUGCCAUCAUGUACCACCUAUGGAGGCAACGCAAUACGGCCCGUUUGGGAGUUCAAGCUGGGGAUCCCUCGUCGCGUGCAUGCAAUUGCCACGGCAGCUCUUGAUGCGUGGCGUGCGGCGGUUGUCCCUCCGGCGCGGCAGCAUGGUACGGUGGCAGCAGCGGGAGACGCAGGGCAGGUUGCAGCCGGGAGCGCUGCACGGACUGAGGAACGCUUGCGGUGUUCCUUUGAUGCGGGUUAUGUGGCCGCAUCUGGGAUGGGUGUUUUUGGCCUCAUUUUGCAGCGUGCGGACGGUGGUUUCGUUGCAGCCAAGAACGGUCCUCUACCAACCUGCCAAAGUCCUUUCAUGGCGGAAGCAUUCGCAUGCAAGGAGACCCUUUCCUGGCUCAUAGAUCGUGGUGUAACGGAGGUUGUCCUACGGACGGAUUGCUCAAAUCUUUGUCACGCCCUUACUACUACAGCGACGGAGUUUCGCUCCUAUGAUGGUGUAGUUGUUUCAGCAUGUCGGGACUUGCUUAGUUAG
Messenger RNA from Ipomoea nil (Japanese morning glory), 528 nucleotides. RefSeq lists its product as uncharacterized. NCBI's taxonomy places the organism in Eukaryota, Viridiplantae, Streptophyta, Magnoliopsida, Solanales, Convolvulaceae. The coding region runs from base 1 to 528 and encodes 175 amino acids. The record is from RefSeq and is a predicted model, not a curated record. The transcript has 2 exons. Gene Ontology annotation, molecular function: nucleic acid binding; RNA-DNA hybrid ribonuclease activity.